AGGAUAUUUUUAUUUUGCUUUCAACUUUUGACAACAACAAAAGCAAAAGUCAAACCUGCUUUUUUAAAGUUUGACAUCCCAAGGCUCAAGUAGAAAUAUGUAAUAUGGUGUUUUCCUUAUGUUCCUACUCCGGCAGACUAAGUGACUAGCUUCCUACAUCAAAAACCCCUUAAAUAAUUCUCAGAGGACAGGUUGUAAAUAAUUAUUAUGAGUUCUAGAACCAGAUCCCAGACAAAAGGGUUUGGUUCAAAACACAAUAGGUUGAAAGAAAGUACAGAUCAUCUCAUCUUGGAUGGAUUCAGCCUACCAAUUUGACAGUGGCGUCGUCCAUCGGGAGUAUCUUGUUUGUUAUCCGGUUCCUACAUCCCAUCCUCCUUGCAUUUUUGUAUAUCCAAAAAUACUCUUUAAAAGAAGAAAUGUAAGGAAAUACGGAAAGAUGGGAGAAAAUGGCCAGCUCCUUAUUUUUUAUCUUUAUUUUUUGACCCAAUAAAUAUACACCCUUUGCAAAAGAGUUUUUCCCAUUGUUAGAUGACACCCUAAAAAACCUGACAGUGGCUGUCUCUUAGUUACAAAGUUAACAUUUGCACUUUUCCUACUGAAGGAACACAUAGAUUGGAGCAUGCCUUGUAUUUCUCUAUAAAGUGAUUCAAAACAGACUGUAGCUUAUGAAACAACAAUUCAGAGAUAAUUUCAUUUAAAAGUCUUACAUCUAAAUCAUAUAACUUCUCUAUUUAGAAUCAAUUACAAAGUAUUGUAGUCAAACUUAAUUCCAUGAAUGCAGUGUGGUAAAUUCAGGUGAAUUGCCAUGAUUGUUUCCUCUCUUUUUAAUAUUUCGAGACGAUUUCAUAGCCUUAGUGUCGCUAGGGUUUAAAAAAUGCAAAAGCAUUUCUUUCUGUGAAAACUGUUAAGGUGGUAAAUGUUCUUCAAAACCAUGAGACAAAAUUAGAAAACAUCUGUUACAGCUUUUUAAAAAAAAGUUUUUAUACUAAAUUUACUGAUGGGUAUAACCUUCAAAUCACCUCUAGGAAGAGUAAAGUGAAAGAGUUUAAUAUAAAACAAAACAUUUUGCUAAAUGUGAAACUGGAUCCAUCGUUUUUUAAGCCAUGAGAACUGUUUUUCCUUAAUAAGGCAACUGUUCUAAUUCUUCACAUCGUCUGUAGUGCCCAGAUUGAACAAUACAUCAUGUGACACUGAAGUUACAAUUUUAAGCUAUAGGCACUAGAUGUAGCCUGAGUAACUGGCUCUUAUUUUGUUUGUACGCAACACUUUCCUCCUUCUGUAACCAGCUGGAAGCUGAACAAUUUCUGAGCUACUUUAGAUACAAGGCAAAACUGGGUAAUUGUGAAGUUAGACAUGUGUUUCCUUGUAAAUGUCUCUCUGCAGAGUCAUCUCAUUUCCAAAGCCCCAAAGAAAACUAACAGCAGAAGCCUGCCGGUUAACCAUGUGCUGUCAUUGCAGAGUUUGCAGUGAAUGUGUACCAUGAAAUUGCCAAAGAUUUGUAUAUAUUUUAAUAAAAGCAGAAAGCAAUAAGAAACAAAGGCAAAAUGACUGCAUAAUUAGCAUUUGGCCUUAUCUAGAUGGCAUCCUGCUGAGUCCAACCCUGACAUCUGCAGUACUUUACAGAAGGCAGGGAGUUUUCUUUCUCUUUUCCUUUAUUUACCUAUACAAAACCAGAAAAUCCUGUUUUUACAGUAUUCACAAGCCAAUCCCCUCAUUCCAUCAUCUGUCUGUCUCAACAACUUAAGACAUGGAUGGGCUCUGCUUGCCUAAGAUCUCUCAGCGAACUAGAACAUCCUUCUCCUACAUGGCCUGUGAUGCUGCAGUUUCACAUUAAUAAACCAUAAGUAACUCCCAAAAUUAGCACCUCCUAUUUAAAAUAUUAUUUCUGUUUUAAUAUAAAUGGCGCAAAAGAGCUGAUAAAAAUAAAAAAUUAAACCUCUAGAAACCCACCCCUUUCCUGAUUACUCACUGAUGAAUAUGAUCCUGUCAUUUAAUAAAACAGAAACUUGAGAAAACAUGCUGUAAAAAGAAGCUAUUUAAGUGUGAAGUCCCUACUUUUUACAAGCAGUAGUUUCUUCUCACCCAUAGGAAGCAUUUCACAUUCUGUCACUUUACCUGUGGCCCCAGCGCUGUUGUUAGUUCUGCAAUCUCUUCUUUACUUUGCCUUGUAGUAUUCUGAACUUUUUAAACCUGAAUUACCCCCAAAGCACUACCCAAAAUAAAGGGACAUUUUAACAGUACUCCAGACAGCAAGAAGUCUGUGUAGAGUCCUUGUUUACAUAAACAUGUUUAAUGAUAUAGAAAAUCUAUUCCAAAUCAAUUAUUAAAAUCUAAAAGGAAAAAUAUAUUACAUUUUAAAUGGAGGGAAGACACCUGGUUUUAUUCAAUGUUGUGGAGAAUCUGUUCGGCAACUUUUAAAUCAAUUUAAAGUUAAUUCAGAUGCCUUUUCAGUCAUUGCAAUUACACAUAGAGAAUACUGAACCGAAAGAUGGCAAGACAAUUGUUUGUGUCCAAACUUAUCAAAAACUAUAUUUCCCUGGAGUUUUCAUCCCAACAAAUUUCAAAUUCUCCUUUCCAAGGAGCAUUUGACCUUCACAUUCCAGGCCCUGUAUCUCUUCAUUUCCUAUGUCCAUCGUAUGUUACAAAACUCAAACUGGGCUACAAGUAUAAAUUUCUGUUUACUGACAUUAAUGAAUUUUGGUUGUUUUCAACAUCUGCAAUCUGUUCCUUGUGCCAGCCCCGCAUUGCAGAGAAGUCUUAGCCUGCGAUUCCAGCUUCGCUCCUGCAAAGAAAGUCACUACAGGCAGGUUUAAAUUGUAUUUACUCGGAGAGAAGAGGGGGAAGGGAACUCCCUGCCCCCUGCCAACCUGACAGGCCAGCCUGGGUGACAAGCCCCCAGGGUGGCCGCACCCCCCACUAGCCGGCCUGGGCGCUGUCCUUGGUGCUGCCGGCGCCAUAGCGAGCACAAGCGCCUUACCUUCUGCCCCUGCGGAAGCUGCGGUCGUUCCCCAAACGUUAGAAAUGCCAUAUCCCACUUUUAAUACAAAUAACUACCCCGGCCUGUUCUCUUUAGCCUUCAGGCAGACCGUUCCUCAAAGUCUUUCUUUUUUCUUCUAGACUCAGCUCCUCUGCGCUCAUCUCCAGCUGCUUUAAGACAAGGAGUGGGGGAAGGGGAGAGAGGCAAGAACAGAUGAGGGUGGGGGAGGGGAGAAGAGGGAAUGCAGGGGGAGGGGAGGGAGGAGACGGGGUGAAGGAAAGAUUGGAAGAAAAGGGUCCCUCCGAGGAAGGGGCUGAGAGAGGGGCGGGGUGAACGGGACUAAGGAAGGCCAGUAGGAGGGAGAAGACGGGCCAAAAAAGAAUUAGAUGGGAUUAAGCACAGAAGAUGGGUAAAGAAAAAAGUACCGGGGAAAUUGCAAAAGAAGAGAAAGGCUUGAGGAUAAGAGUGUAGAGGGCUAAAGAACAAGGGGACCUCCAGGGUGUCGGGGAAGUGCUGCACGAACGGCGGGACAGUGACAGACAAAGAAAGGGCGCUGGUGAUAUUCGAACCAAGGGUGCGAAACGGGGGUUGAGAAAUGGGGAGAAGGAGAACGCCCGGAGACAAGUGGCCUGGGACUGAAAAGGGACCUGAAGGGAGGGGCUGAGCCCCAGGCAGCAAAGUCCGGGGUCCCGGGUCGAUGCGGCCCCGUGCACGUGGAGCGGGUGCUGAAUCACCGCUCAGCCGCCCCCUCCCCUCCUCCCCGACCGGUGCCCGCAGUCCCCGCCUCCUCGGCCGCCGCCUCCACUGGGCGGGGCCCUGGCCCGGGACCAGCGCCGCGGCUAUAAAUGGGCUGCGGCGAGGCCGGCAGAACGCUGUGACAGCCACACGCCCCAAGGCCUCCAAGAUGAGCUACACGUUGGACUCGCUGGGCAACCCGUCCGCCUACCGGCGGGUAACGGAGACCCGCUCGAGCUUCAGCCGCGUAAGCGGCUCCCCGUCCAGCGGCUUCCGCUCGCAGUCGUGGUCCCGCGGCUCGCCCAGCACCGUGUCCUCCUCCUACAAGCGCAGCAUGCUCGCCCCGCGCCUCGCCUACAGCUCGGCCAUGCUCAGCUCCGCCGAGAGCAGCCUCGACUUCAGCCAGUCCUCGUCCCUGCUCAACGGCGGCUCCGGACCCGGCGGCGACUACAAGCUGUCCCGCUCCAACGAGAAGGAGCAGCUGCAGGGGCUCAACGACCGCUUCGCCGGCUACAUCGAAAAGGUGCACUACCUGGAGCAGCAGAACAAGGAGAUCGAGGCAGAGAUCCAGGCGCUGCGGCAGAAGCAGGCCUCGCACGCCCAGCUGGGCGACGCGUACGACCAGGAGAUCCGCGAGCUGCGCGCCACGCUGGAGAUGGUGAACCACGAGAAGGCUCAGGUGCAGCUGGACUCGGACCACCUGGAGGAAGACAUCCACCGGCUCAAGGAGCGCUUCGAGGAGGAGGCGCGGCUGCGCGACGACACCGAGGCGGCCAUCCGCGCGCUGCGCAAAGACAUCGAGGAGGCGUCGCUGGUCAAGGUGGAGCUGGACAAGAAGGUACAGUCGCUGCAGGAUGAGGUGGCCUUCCUGCGGAGCAACCACGAGGAGGAGGUGGCCGACCUCCUGGCCCAGAUCCAGGCCUCGCACAUCACGGUGGAGCGCAAAGACUACCUGAAGACAGACAUCUCAUCCGCGCUGAAGGAGAUCCGCUCCCAGCUCGAGUGCCACUCCGACCAGAAUAUGCACCAGGCCGAAGAGUGGUUCAAAUGCCGCUACGCCAAGCUCACCGAGGCGGCCGAGCAGAACAAGGAGGCCAUCCGCUCCGCCAAGGAAGAGAUCGCCGAGUAUCGGCGCCAGCUGCAGUCCAAGAGCAUCGAGCUGGAGUCGGUGCGCGGCACCAAGGAGUCCCUGGAGCGGCAGCUCAGCGACAUCGAGGAGCGCCACAACCACGACCUCAGCAGCUACCAGGACACCAUCCAGCAGCUGGAAAAUGAGCUUCGGGGCACAAAGUGGGAAAUGGCUCGUCAUUUGCGCGAAUACCAGGACCUCCUCAACGUCAAGAUGGCUCUGGAUAUAGAAAUUGCUGCGUACAGAAAACUCUUGGAGGGUGAAGAGACCAGAUUUAGUACAUUUGCAGGAAGCAUCACUGGGCCACUGUACACACACCGACAGCCCUCAGUCACAAUAACUAGUAAAAUUCAGAAAGCCAAGGUCGAAGCUCCCAAGCUUAAGGUCCAACACAAAUUUGUUGAGGAGAUCAUAGAAGAAACCAAAGUGGAGGAUGAGAAGUCAGAAAUGGAAGAUGCCCUGGCAGCCAUUACAGAGGAAUUGGCCAUUUCCAUGAAGGAAGUGAAGGAGGAAGAAGCAGAAGAAAAGGAAGAGGAACCGGAAGCUGAAGAAGAGGAAGUAGCUGCCAAAAAGUCUCCAGUGAAAGCUACUGCACCUGAAGUUAAAGGAGAGGAGGAAGGGGAAAAGGAAGCAGAGGAAGGCCAGGAAGAAGAAGAGGAGGAAGAAGAUGAGGGCGCUAAGUCAGACCAAGCCGAAGAGGGAGGAUCCGAGAAGGAAGGCUCUAGUGAAAAAGAAGAAGGUGAGCAGGAAGAAGGAGAAGCAGAGGCUGAAGGGGAAGGAGAAGAAGCUGAAGCUAAAGAGGAAAAGAAAGUGGAGGAAAAGAGUGAGGAAGUGGCUACCAAGGAGGAGCUGGUGGUAGACGCCAAGGUGGAAAAGCCAGAAAAAGCCAAGUCUCCUGUGCCAAAAUCACCAGUGGAAGACACAAAAUCAAAAGCAGAAGUGGGAAAAGGUGAACAGAAAGAGGAAGAAGGAAAGGAAGUCAAGGAAGCUCCCAAGGAAGAGAAGGUAGAGAAAAAGGAAGAGAAACCAAAGGAUGUGCCAGAGAAGAAGAAAGCUGAGUCCCCAGUAAAGGAGGAAGCCAUGGAGGAGGUGGUCACCAUCACCAAAUCGGUAAAGGUGCACUUAGAAAAGGAGACUAAAGAAGAGGGGAAGCCACAGCAGCAGGAGAAGGAGAAGGAGAAAGCAGGAGAGGGACGGAGCGAGAAGGAAGUGAGUGAUAAAGGUUCCAAGGAAUCCAGGAAGGAAGACAUAGCUGUCAAUGGGGAGGUAGAAGGAAAAGAGGAGGAGGAGCAGGAGACCAAGGAAAAGGGCAGUGGGAGGGAAGAGGAGAAAGGCGUUGUCACCAAUGGCCUAGACUUGAGCCCAGCAGACGAAAAGAAGGGGGGUGAUAAAAGUGAGGAGAAAGUGAUGGUGACUAAAACGGUAGAAAAAAUCAGUGAGGGGGGAGAUGGUGCUACCAAAUACAUCACUAAAUCUGUAACCGUCACUCAAAAGGUCGAAGAGCAUGAAGAGACCUUUGAGGAGAAACUAGUGUCUACUAAAAAGGUAGAAAAGGUCACUUCACACGCCAUAGUAAAGGAAGUCACCCAGAGUGACUAAGAUUUGAGUCCAUUGCAGAAGGUUAAGCCAUAUGACAAUUUCAAAAUGCAUGUGAUUGGCAGCUUCAAAACAGAACGGGUUCUCCCAUGGGGGCUCCAGACAUUGUAUUUUACUUUGUGCAAUAUGAGGGGACUGCAUGCAAGCUCAGGGUGCUCCCUCCUCAGUCUUUGGGGGAUUCAAAUGCAUGAUAUUGUAUGUACCGGGGAAAUUGGCCAAUUUCCUAAGCUGUCAGAAGGGGGUCACUCGGGGGGGAUGUCUUGGGAUGUAUUAUGCAAAGUACCAACUGAGCCAAAUACAACAAAUGAAACAGAGAACUCUCUUAGCCUUAAGAAAGCUGUAUAUGAAUAACUAUGUUUACCUCACUGGUGCAUUUAAAAUGGACUUUUGUUCAUGGGAGAACCUCGUUGACAUGCACAGUUUGCAAUCUUAUGUUGAUCGAUGUUAAACGUCACAGCAGUACUUGCUCAAUAAAGGUCAUAUUGGAAACAUA
Molecule: messenger RNA, 6930 nt
Organism: Callithrix jacchus (white-tufted-ear marmoset)
Lineage: Eukaryota; Metazoa; Chordata; Mammalia; Primates; Cebidae
Gene: NEFM
Product: neurofilament medium chain
Biological process (GO): axon development; neurofilament bundle assembly
Cellular component (GO): axon; postsynaptic intermediate filament cytoskeleton; cytoplasm
Molecular function (GO): structural constituent of postsynaptic intermediate filament cytoskeleton
Source: RefSeq, a predicted model, not a curated record